Mastomys coucha (southern multimammate mouse) is the source of this 676-nucleotide messenger RNA. It is a transcript of the gene Rpl11, whose product is annotated as ribosomal protein L11. Gene Ontology annotation, cellular component: cytosolic large ribosomal subunit; ribosome. Gene Ontology annotation, molecular function: structural constituent of ribosome; RNA binding. The record is from RefSeq and is a predicted model, not a curated record. Gene Ontology annotation, biological process: translation. The transcript is spliced from 6 exons. NCBI's taxonomy places the organism in Eukaryota, Metazoa, Chordata, Mammalia, Rodentia, Muridae. The coding region runs from base 100 to 636 and encodes 178 amino acids.
CCCACUCUCACUUCGCGUGUCAGCCGAGAAGGAAAGCCCGCCUCCUGACCCAUAAGGCCACGGGGCCGGAAGUCUCCCUCUCUCUUCCUGUUCUCCACCAUGGCGCAAGAUCAAGGUGAGAAGGAGAACCCCAUGCGGGAACUUCGCAUCCGCAAGCUCUGCCUCAAUAUCUGCGUGGGGGAGAGUGGAGACAGACUGACCCGGGCGGCCAAGGUGUUGGAGCAGCUCACAGGCCAGACCCCUGUGUUUUCCAAAGCUAGGUACACCGUCAGGUCCUUUGGCAUCCGAAGAAACGAGAAGAUCGCUGUUCACUGCACAGUCCGUGGAGCCAAGGCAGAGGAAAUUCUGGAGAAAGGCUUGAAGGUGCGGGAGUACGAGUUGCGGAAAAAUAACUUCUCGGAUACUGGGAACUUUGGUUUUGGCAUUCAGGAACACAUUGACCUGGGCAUCAAAUACGACCCAAGCAUUGGUAUCUACGGCCUGGACUUCUAUGUGGUGCUGGGUAGGCCAGGUUUCAGCAUCGCAGACAAGAAGCGCAGAACAGGCUGCAUUGGGGCCAAACACAGAAUCAGCAAAGAGGAGGCCAUGCGCUGGUUCCAGCAGAAGUAUGAUGGGAUCAUCCUUCCUGGAAAAUAAAUUUUAUCCAAAAGGCCAAUAAAAUUUUCUCAGAAAUACA